AUGCCUACUCUGUGUGCAGUUUCUUCUGCUAGAGGGAAGAAAGGCGGGACACGGACAGCACGAGAAUCGCGACUACGUGGAAACCAUUUUCAGGGAAAAAAUUUGAAAAAACAAAAAUCGAUGCUGGCGAGCAUUGCGGAGGAAGAAGAGGAAGAUGAAGACCAUGGCAAGAACGUCCUAGGCGGUGUACGACUAGACUUGAAACAGUCACGACAUCGAACUGCAGCACGCCUAGAAGCGAAAAUGCAACAAAGGGCCUCAUCUUCGCCGAUAGAUGUUCUCACCGACGCAAAGUACGUUAGUGACCCAGGAAGUCUGCCACGCUUGUGCAUUGAGGCGACCCCCAUCCGAAACUCAAGCUGGACGCUUGUCUGGGCUAUUGUCAAGAUGCCACUCGAGCAGGUGGACAGAGUAGGACAUCAACAUGGACAACAAAACGAACAACGUACUUGUACUACUAGUACUAAAGGUAAACAAGCAGGAAUAUCGCUCUUCCCGCAUAAUUUUUCUCAGAUCGUGUAUCUGGAUGCCGUAGCACAGAGCUCUGCCUGUAUUUUUUCUUGUCGAAGAGAGAGACCUCCGAAUUUAAUAGAUAGGAAUUGUUACAUACAAUGUGGCUUCCGAGAAACACAUCUUCCUUGAAACUAAAAGGAAAAGAUGAUCCUUUUCACAAUGACAUGACAGGAUCCACC
Molecule: messenger RNA, 692 nt
Organism: Amoebophrya sp. A25
Lineage: Eukaryota; Dinophyceae; Syndiniales; Amoebophryaceae
Source: the annotation of a GenBank genome assembly